Messenger RNA from Diospyros lotus (date-plum), 1652 nucleotides. RefSeq names its product basic leucine zipper 61-like. The transcript is spliced from 4 exons. Gene Ontology annotation, molecular function: DNA binding; DNA-binding transcription factor activity. The record is from RefSeq and is a predicted model, not a curated record. Gene Ontology annotation, cellular component: nucleus. Lineage: Eukaryota; Viridiplantae; Streptophyta; Magnoliopsida; Ericales; Ebenaceae. Gene Ontology annotation, biological process: positive regulation of DNA-templated transcription. The coding region runs from base 120 to 1013 and encodes 297 amino acids.
AAUGUUAGUUUGGCUUUGCUUUGGCCUCUUCAUUUGUACUUGUCAAUUCAAUCUCGUAGCUUACCCCCCCAAUCAUCAUUGCAUUGCAUUGCAUUGCCUUGCCUUGACUUGAGUAAGAAAUGGCACAAUUGCCUCCUAAAGUCCCAAACAUGCCUCCCUCGGUUUGGCCGGACUUCCCCCACCAAAGAAUGGCCUCCAUGGAGAACCUUCCGCAUCCGCCCCCCGCCGCCCCCCCGUCGUGGGUCGACGAGUUCCUCGACUUCUCGGCGGCGAAGCGCGGCUCCCACCGUCGCUCCAUCAGCGACUCAAUUGCCUUCAUUGAGCCCCCCAUGGUGGACGAAUGCCGGAGAUCGUUGGCUCCGGCGUCCCGAGGGCCCGGCAACGAGUUCGACCGCUUCGACGACGAGCAGCUCAUGUCCAUGUUCGCCGACGACAUCCCGGCUGCUCCGCCCAAGUCCUCGUCGAACACCUCCACGCCGUCCGAUCACAACAGCAUCAAUGACGACAAACAAGAUCAACAGCACCUCAAGAACGAGGCCGAGGAGGUUCAAAGUUUUUGCAAAUUCGAAGCCCAAGCCGCCGCUACCAUUGCACUAACCGAUAAUUCCUCUGACAAGAUCGCUGAUCCUAAACGAAUCAAGAGGAUUCUGGCGAACAGACAGUCGGCGCAAAGGUCGCGGGUGAGGAAGUUGCAGUACAUCUCGGAGCUUGAACGCAGCGUCACCUCACUGCAAGCUGAAGUGUCGGUGUUGUCGCCGAGGGUGGCGUUUUUGGACCACCAACGAUUGGUUCUGAACGUCGAUAACAGUGCUCUUAAGCAAAGAAUUGCAGCUCUCGCCCAAGAUAAGAUCUUCAAAGAUGCUCAUCAAGAAGCGCUGAGGAGGGAAAUAGAGAGGCUGAGAAAAGUAUAUCAGGAGCAGAAUCUCAGGAAGAUGGAAAGUGCUCGGGCCAAGCCGCCGGCAGCCGGGGACGCCAACGGUUCUGCGGAAAGUGAUCAAAAGAUUGUCAACUGAUCAAAGAGAAGAUCAAGCAAGGGACUUAUCUUUUUCAAGUAUAGAUCUUGGUGUUUGAUAUGGUGAUGAGAUUUGAUCAGUUGGGAAUUAGGGCCACUUCCAUAAAUGGCCAAAGAAUUGUAUGUUUUAACAAUUUCAGCAUUCUUUACUUUUAAUUCAAACCUUUGGAAUUGAAUAUUGAAGAAAAGAAAAAAAAUGUUUGCAACAAGCAAGGAGUUGGGGGUUACAUUGGAUUGGAGGGAAGGGAAGGGAAGAAAGAAACACGUCCAAUAUAUUAUUUAGAACCUUGCUUUUGGACCCUUGUUAACUUCAUGGCCCAACUAGCCUCUGUGUGUGUGUGUGUAUACUGUGUAUAUAUAUAUGUAUGUAUAAAAUCCAGGCUGUCGAAUUCUCUCACAUGAUGUGCUUCAAUAUCUUUGUUGGUGGGGGGCACUGAGGAAAUCACAUGGAGAGAGGCAGGAAAAUUAAAGACAGAUGGGCCAAGCAAAGCAAAGGAAAGGAAAGGGAUUUUGAUAAUUAAUUUUGCAUGGAUGUGUGAUAAAAGAACAAACCCAAUCAGGGUCGUCCUAAUUUUGUAAUGUCAUCCAUCAAAGCUGUGUAGCUGUAUGUAUCUGUCUGUGAUGCAAAAUCGAAGAAGGC